AUGAGACAAGGCAGCGAGACACCGACGAAAACUGAAGCCGUAAAGGUAACAGGCGGUCCUGCGGGCCUUACUGAGCCACGGCAGCCACAGAUCAGCCCCAUCUUGGGCCUUCAGGGGAACGAGGCCUCCCCGGCGGUGCCGCCCGUCCCUCCGGAUUCGGCCCUGCGCGGGGCCUCCCCUCCCCUCCCCUCCUCUCCCCUCCCCUCCUCCUUCUCCUCCCGCUCUGUGUGCGGUCAGGCGGGGCCUGCUGAGUGGAGCGGGCGGCCAGCGCCCCGCGAGCUUCCUCUCGGCCGGGAGCCGGCGAAGCGGAAGCGCCCGUUAGCGCGACCCGCACCGUCCCUCCCAGACCACGACCGCCAGCGCACGCUCCAACGUCCCAGGCCCAUCAUUGACCACGCCCCACGUAACUCCCACCGGCUCGCGCCCUGACGGCGGCCGAGACCCACGGCGAGAUACUCACCGCGGACGCACCGAAGAACAAGCGCCGACCGACCGCGCCGCGGAUCCGCCCAGGACCGACCGCAGACUCGCGCCCCGCCCCGCGCGUGGGCGGAUUGCGUCAACGCGUCGGUCCGCCCCCUUGCCAACGCUUUCCUCCCCGCCCCCAUUCGCCAGCUUCCGAGUGCGCAGGCGCAGGCUCGUCCGCGGUUUCCGCCUCUGCGCAGGCGCCGUGCCCCUCCCACGGCGGUUGGCCAUAUAGAGGCCGGGGGUGGGGAAGAGGUCAAGCGUAGCCUCUUCUCCUUUACCAAGAUGGCGGCUCGUCCCUGUUUCUCCACAGUUCCUACCUUAUGAGCUUCGUUUCCUUACGCUGAUAAGAGUGGAACAG
Molecule: messenger RNA, 826 nt
Organism: Mesoplodon densirostris (Blainville's beaked whale)
Lineage: Eukaryota; Metazoa; Chordata; Mammalia; Artiodactyla; Ziphiidae
Exons: 3
Coding region: 1-429 (142 amino acids)
Source: RefSeq, a predicted model, not a curated record